CUCUGCACGAUCCCACUGUACAUGUGGAAAGGGUUCUUGGGGUUCUUCACAAUCACGAUCAUCCCGGGCAGGAAAAGGGGAAGCUCGGGGAGCUUCGGCUUCGCCCGCGCCAGCAACACCGUGAUGCCCAUAGCUGGAGAUCUGUCUCGUGAAAUCUUCGAUCCUGUUGCAGCCCAAUUAUUGGAUGCUCUUCUAGGACGAACAAAGGACAAGUAGGCCAUGGAUCGGAUCGUCGGCGGGAAGUACAAGCUAGGGCGUAAGAUUGGGAGCGGAUCCUUCGGAGAGAUCUUUCUCGCGACGCACGUUGACACGUUUGAGAUCGUCGCGGUUAAGAUCGAGAACAGCAAGACCAAGCAUCCACAGUUGCUUUACGAGGCCAAGCUGUAUGGCAUUCUUCAGGGAGGAAGUAUGUCAACCAAGCCAUAUGGUUCGCAUUUGGUCUUCGAAACAGUCUAAGUCCUACAUUUCCCUUUUUUUAUGAUCAUGCAUGAUGGUUGUGGAUUGUUUUGUUUGGCUUCUUGGGUGGACUG
This is a messenger RNA of Zingiber officinale, 530 nucleotides long. RefSeq names its product casein kinase 1-like protein 3. The record is from RefSeq and is a predicted model, not a curated record. Gene Ontology annotation, molecular function: ATP binding; protein kinase activity. Gene Ontology annotation, biological process: protein phosphorylation. The transcript is spliced from 3 exons. Bases 220 to 456 code for a protein of 78 amino acids. Lineage: Eukaryota; Viridiplantae; Streptophyta; Magnoliopsida; Zingiberales; Zingiberaceae.